UAUAGAAGCGCUCGUCUUUGGACUUCAUAAACAGUAGCCAAAAUGCCAAAUCACCAAAAAUAAGCAGCCGAGCUUCCACACUCUCUUUCCUCUCUCCUCGCUCUCUCUCUCUCUCUCUCUCUCUCUCUCUCCAGAGCCCUCCAAAUCUGAUAAAUCGAAACCCUAACGCAAUCUCUAUCUAGAUGCUCUUUCUUCGAAUUUGCAGAGGUCUUGUGUCUCCAAAUCUGAUAAAUCGAAACCCUAACGCAAUCUCUAUCUAGAUGCUCUUUCUUCGAAUUUGCAGAGGUCUUGUGUUCUGAGUUCUGAUCAGCCAUUUCUCUUUUUUUUUCUUUGGUUGAAUUUCGUGACGUCCUUGAACUCCCGAUUGUGAGGUUUCCUGUCUGUCUUUGCAAAAUUGGAUUAUGAAAUCGUGAAAAUUUUACUUUGAGAUUGAUUUUCAGAUCCAGUUUGUUCGGGAAUUUGCUGUUGAGUCGAAUGGAGAUGGGAAGAGGAGGGCAAAACUACGGAGAAGGAGACGGUACUUUAGGUAAUUCGGUGAGCCGGGACACGUUUUCCGCUUGGUCGACGGAUGGUCGCGAAUGCGAAGAGAAGCUCGGGGUGCAAAGGGAGCGUGGACUGUCGGCGGAAGAGGUCGAGAGGCGGCGCGAGAUCUUCGGCUGGAACGAUCUGGAGAAGCACGAGGGCCCGUCCAUCCUGCGGUUGAUAUUGGAUCAGUUCAACGACACUCUGGUGAGGAUCUUGCUCGCUGCCGCCGUUAUAUCGUUCGUGUUAGCGUGGUACGAUGGCGACGAAGGCGGCGAGAUGGAGAUAACGGCGUUUGUGGAGCCUCUGGUGAUAUUUUUGAUCUUGAUUGUGAACGCAAUUGUUGGGGUUUGGCAGGAGAACAAUGCUGAGAAGGCGUUAGAGGCUCUUAAAGAGAUUCAAUCUGAGCACGCGACGGUGAUUAGGGAUGGCAGAAAGGUUCCAAAUUUUCCGGCAAAGGAGCUUGUGCCUGGGGAUAUUGUUGAGCUUCAUGUGGGCGAUAAGGUACCUGCCGAUAUGAGGAUUCUGAAUUUGAUAACCUCGACAUUCCGGGUUGAGCAGAGUUCAUUGACUGGGGAGAGUGAAGCAGUUAAUAAAACUGUGAAGGUUGUUCCAGAAUAUUCAGAUAUUCUAGAGAAGAAGUGUAUGGUUUUCGCGGGUACAACUGUGGUGAAUGGGAACUGUAUUUGUUUAGUUACACAGACUGGUAUGAGUACGGAGAUUGGGAAGGUUCAUUCGCAGAUCCAAGAGGCAUCGCAGAGUGAGGAAGAUUCUCCAUUGAAGAAAAAGUUAAAUGAGUUUGGAGAGACUCUGACCGCUAUAAUUGGAGUAAUUUGUGCGUUGGUUUGGCUUAUAAAUUUGAAGUAUUUUCUGACAUGGGAAUAUGUUGAUGGGUGGCCUAGGAAUUUUAAGUUCUCGUUUGAGAAGUGCACAUACUAUUUUGAAAUUGCAGUGGCAUUGGCAGUGGCUGCCAUUCCUGAAGGUCUGCCGGCUGUGAUCACGACGUGCUUGGCUCUUGGGACGAGAAAGAUGGCUCAGAAGAAUGCAUACGUUCGAAAGUUGCCUAGUGUUGAAACUCUUGGUUGUACAACUGUGAUUUGUUCAGAUAAAACUGGUACCUUAACAACCAAUCAGAUGGCGGCGGCAAAGCUUGUAGCUAUGGGUCAGAGGAAAAAUAUUCUUCGGACUUUUAGCAUUGAAGGAACAACAUAUAAUCCUUUUGAUGGCAGAAUACCAGACUGGCCAUUUCAAAUGGAUGCAAAUCUUCAAAUGAUUGCAAAGAUUGCUGCUGUGUGCAAUGACGCUAGUGUAGAAAAAAAAACUGGAAAUCAAUAUGUCGCCAAUGGAAUUCCUACUGAGGCAGCGUUGAAGGUUCUGGUUGAGAAAAUGGGAGUUCCUGGAGGUUUAGAUAAUGUUCCAUCUCAGGAUCAGAGCGAUGCACUACGUUGUUGUCAAAUAUGGAAUAGUAUUGAAUGUCGAAUUGCAACUCUUGAAUUUGACCGUGAUCGGAAGUCCAUGGGAGUUAUUGUGAAUGCCCAAUCUGGAAGAAAGUCAUUGCUAGUGAAGGGUGCUGUAGAAAACCUAUUAGAAAGAAGCUCUUAUAUUCAGCUAGUUGAUGGUUCUGUUGUAGACCUUGAUCAGAACACAAAAGAUCUUAUUUUACAAAGCCUUCAGGAACUUUCGACAAGUGCAUUACGUUGUCUGGGCUUUGCAUACAAGGAGGACCUCGUAAAAUUUGAUACGUAUAAUGGUGAUGAAAACCAUCCGGCCCAUGAACUUUUACUUGAUCCAUCCAAUUAUUCUUCAAUUGAGAGUAAACUCAUUUUUGCUGGCUUAGUUGGGUUAAGGGAUCCUCCCCGGCCAGAGGUCCGUCAGGCGAUUGAAGACUGUCAAGCAGCUGGCAUCAAAGUCAUGGUAGUUACAGGAGAUAACAAAAAUACAGCAGAGGCUGUUUGUCGUGAAAUAGGUGUUUUUGGUCUUCAUGAAGAUAUCCGUUCAAAAAGCGUGACAGGAAAAGAGUUCAUGGAACUUUCUGAUCCAAAAAGUUAUUUAAGACAAAGCGGAGGCCUCCUGUUCUCUAGGGCUGAACCGAGACAUAAACAAGAGAUUGUAAGGUUGCUUAAAGAAGGUGGCGAAGUGGUUGCCAUGACUGGUGAAGGAGUGAAUGAUGCACCUGCCUUGAAGCUGGCUGAUAUUGGCAUUGCAAUGGGAAUUGCUGGGACAGAGGUUGCAAAAGAAGCCUCUGACAUGGUGUUAGCAGAUGAUAAUUUUAGUACAAUAGUUUCAGCUGUUGGUGAAGGGAGAUCGAUUUACAACAAUAUGAAAGCUUUUAUAAGAUACAUGAUUUCCUCAAAUAUUGGUGAGGUGGCUUCUAUAUUUCUGACAGCAGCUUUGGGGAUUCCUGAAGGUCUGAUCCCUGUGCAACUGCUGUGGGUCAAUCUUGUUACUGAUGGACCUCCAGCCACAGCUUUGGGAUUCAAUCCACCAGAUAAAGAUAUAAUGAAAAAACCCCCUCGAAGAAGCAACGAUUCAUUAAUAAAUCCUUGGAUUUUAUUCCGCUAUCUGGUGAUUGGGUCCUAUGUUGGUAUAGCUACUGUAGGAGUAUUUAUCAUAUGGUACACCCACGACACCUUCUUGGGCAUUGACCUGAGUGGAGAUGGGCAUAGUCUUGUCACCUACUCCCAGCUUUCCCACUGGGAUCAGUGCUCUUCUUGGGAGGGUUUCUCGGCAUCACCUUUCACAGCAGGGAAUCUAGUGUUCAACUUUGACAGAGAUCCAUGUGAGUACUUCACGACUGGGAAAAUCAAAGCCAUGACUCUCUCCCUCACUGUCUUGGUUGCCAUUGAGAUGUUUAACUCCCUCAAUGCUCUCUCCGAGGAUGGCAGCCUCUUGUCAAUGCCUCCAUGGGUCAACCCAUGGCUUCUUGUUGCCAUGUCCAUCUCAUUUGGCCUGCACUUUUUGAUCCUUUAUGUUCCAUUCCUUGCUCAAGUAUUUGGCAUUGUUCCUCUCAGCCUUAAUGAAUGGCUCUUGGUAUUAGCCAUUACUUUCCCCGUGAUUUUGAUCGAUGAGGUUCUCAAGUUCAUUGGAAGGUUUACGGAUAGAUUCUGUACAUCUUGUGCAAAAUUUUCAAAGCACAAGGCAGAAUAAAAGACUGAACAAAGGAGAUCAUUGGCGUAGAAGAUUUUGCCAUUUAUAAAGUAUUCAUGCUGCGGGAUUAUCUGUUAAAGUCUUGGUCCCCCUCAAAUCCUCUUCCUUUCAAAAUGCGGAAGGUUUGGUUGGACCUUGAAUGAUUUGAUAAAUUUGUUUUAAGACAGACUUGUAUUACUCUUUUACCGUAGAAAUGGCCCAGACAGAAAGUUAAUCUUCUUU
This is a messenger RNA of Malania oleifera, 3891 nucleotides long. RefSeq names its product calcium-transporting ATPase 4, endoplasmic reticulum-type-like. Bases 475 to 3669 code for a protein of 1064 amino acids. The transcript is spliced from 8 exons. Gene Ontology annotation, molecular function: ATP binding; ATP hydrolysis activity; P-type calcium transporter activity. The record is from RefSeq and is a predicted model, not a curated record. NCBI's taxonomy places the organism in Eukaryota, Viridiplantae, Streptophyta, Magnoliopsida, Santalales, Ximeniaceae. Gene Ontology annotation, biological process: calcium ion transmembrane transport; intracellular calcium ion homeostasis. Gene Ontology annotation, cellular component: membrane.